Messenger RNA from Bursaphelenchus xylophilus (pine wood nematode), 4397 nucleotides. The record is from the annotation of a GenBank genome assembly. Lineage: Eukaryota; Metazoa; Nematoda; Chromadorea; Rhabditida; Aphelenchoididae.
AUGUCGCUUUCUACUGAUCGGAACGAACAGAAUCUGAAGGGACGCUACUUCAAAUAUCUCGAGUCAUUAUGUGUCUCCAAUGGAAUCGAGAUGGACAAAUUGAAGGCAAUGGCGACAGAUUACGAGCUUUUGGAGAUGUUUUUUGGGGGAUUGCCUGUUCUGGUCGGCCUCCGAUAUUUCGAUCACCUACAGACCCUCCGAUUGAUGGGACAGGAGAUCCAGAACCUCAGCCCUUUGUCUGAAGUCGCCGAGACUCUCGAGGAAUUGUGGAUCUGUGAAUGCUCAUUAGAUGACAUAGCAGGAAUGGAAGCUUGUACGAAGAUUCGGCGUCUUUAUUUGUACAGUAAUCGAAUACACGAUGCUUCUGUGUUAUCUUAUCUGAAGUCGCUAGAUAUUCUGUGGAUCCAGGACAACCAACUAGACAGUCUAGAGGUGACUCUUUUAGGUUCUUUUUGUCAAAUUGUUUCCAGUUUCUGAAAGAUCUCCAAUAUCUGAGUAGUCUCAAAGUUGGAGGAGAUCAAUUCAACGAUUCCCUGGCCCUCUCCAUCUCCCAAUGGCCUCCCAAACUUCAAUUUCUAGACAUUGCUGGCAACACUUUGAGUUCUUUUCAGGUACUUCCAUCCAAAUAAUUCAUUAAUUAAUUAUCGUUUAUAGAGUCUUCUCAGCCUUUCUUGUUGUGAAGUUCUCCGUAGACUCAAUAUUUGCAACGACAAAUACCCCUCUAAUGGAUUAAUUCGAGAAGAAGAGCAACUUGUUUGGCUCACGUUCCACUUCCCUUUCUUGGAAAGUUUCGAUGGGGACACAUUAAAUGAGAAGUUUAUCAGCAAUUAUACAGUAAGUCUAUAUGGAUUACUGUAAUAAUCAUAGAACAGAUGCAAGCUGAGAAGAAAGCGGCACUUGAGAUGAAUAGCAUGAUAAAAUCAUCACGAAAAAUGAUUGGCCAAUUGGAUUCAAUAUCCAAAAACGAGGCCAAGAUGCAAGAAAAGUUGAGUUCUUUCAUCAACGCGUUGACGAAAGCCUCAUCUGUGGUGUCGAAGAAAGAAGGCCGGAGGGAAUUAACCCUAAAACUUCAUGAUCUUUACAAUCUCAAGCUCAAAGCUCUCCCGAAUUCUCAAGGUAAUGUUAUUUUAAUACCACCAACCUUGUAGCUGGAUGUAUCAAAUGUGAAAAGGAAGUCUUUUACAUCUCUAAUUAUCUUCUCCCUUCCUGGAAAAUGGAGAGUGCUGGCAGAACCAUGGCUCGGGAAGCUCCCAAAACUGAACUUUUGGAUCUCGAACAGACUCUCCAAGGAUUCUGCACCAUCGAAGAACCAAAGAUCAAAAUAAAAACCGCUGUUUUAUUCAGCCUGACUCCACUGGACAAGACGGAGAUGAAGAAUUUAUUUUUCUUGCAUCCAAGUUCGGAGACUGCCGUCUGGGAUUUCGCUGAUCUCAUUGAAAUUGGGAAUCAACGUUUGGCAAUGGAUGGGAAUCUCAAAUGCAAAGUCUUCAAAGACCUGUCAUCACUAUCCAAUGAAAGUUACAAAACUGUAAGAGAAGGUUAAAAAGACAACCUUUGAUUACAGUUAUGCACAUGUUCGUGGCCUUUGGUUAAAGUUAAAGCUAACGCCAAAGCUGAGAAGAUCGAAGAUCAAAACAACAAUAGCUAUGAGGCUCAAGGUAGAAAGCUUAAAAUGCACAUCAAAUACAAAAUUCGUUUACUUCAAAAUAUAAUUUGGAGGUUCUAUUAUCAUUGGUCCUUGUAUGGCGAGGAACCUAUAAAUCUCUGCGCCCAAGUCCAUCCCGAAGUUGAUGCGAUUUGAAAAUUUAGGAUUAAAACGGGCGUGUAUACCUAAUCUAUCAAGGCGAAAAAGUCGGUAUUUACAGUAUGUCAUAAUAUUAGCGUGUUUAUACAUAACACUAUUCACCAUUACAUUUGUUAAGUUUUGAAACUACAAUCACUGAAACAAAAAAGGGAUUGAUUAUAAGCUCAAAUUUAGUUUCAAAACAUCCGUUUAUACCCUAACCAAUUCAAACAUUUAAAAUAAAUCGAUUGUAGGGAAGGACGAAUGUUACUAUUGGGGGAACCUAGAGUUGGUUUUCCUCUGCGUAAUCGAACUACAACGCUCUUCUUGGCCUACAUUCGAAGAGGUCAAGAAUAUUCAUCAUUUUGACGAGCACAUCAAUAAUCAAGUCAAGACCUUAAAAGAUUUGGGGAUCGAAUUAAAACUGGAAAAGGUUGUUUUACCUUUACAAAAGCAAGCGACUGAAGAAGAAGGAGCUGAAGGAGAGACUCAAGAGAUUGUAAAACCAAAACAGUAAGUCAAUUGGGUAAAUUAAGAAUUGUUUCUAGACAAAAUAAAGUUUCGGAAAUCAUCACGGAGAAGUUAACUUCUGGCAGAUAUCGAAUCAAUGGUCCAAUUUGGAGCGGAAAAGAACUAAGCCUUCGAAAUCCAAUCGAAUUGACUUUGGCUUACACAAAGAGUGCCAAAGUCGAAGAGUCCAACAUGUUCGUAAGCGUUAUGAUUACAAUUACAGUAUGCUUUCAGUCGCAAAUUGUUGCCUUAAAUCUGGAGAAUUUAAAUAUAAAUUCUUUGGAUGGGAUCGAACAAUUGGAGAAGUUGCGGUAUCUUUCCCUGGCUUCUAACAAUCUCUUAAGUGUCAAAAGAUUAAGAAAACUGGAUAAGUUAUUAUUCUUAGACAUCUCUCAGAACAAUAUCAGCAAGAUUGAUGAACUGCCGGGAUCUCUUUGCGGUCUAAAAGCUUUUCAAAAUCAAUUAACAUCUGUAACAUUCUGUUCGAAAUUACAGGUAGGUAAAAUGAUAUACUGUAAUGAUUACUCUUGCAGCUAUUGACGUACUUAAAUCUAUCUCACAAUCGGAUAAAAUCGAUGAAGGGGAUCGAAGAACUGAAGACUUUACACACAUUACUCUUGACGGAUAACAUGCUUAAGGAUAAAACGGAAGUCGAAUUACUGCAGGUGCUGACUAUUAAAAUGUUAUGUAAAAAGUUCUCCAGGAACUCCCAAAUCUUCGUUUUGUCGACUUAAUGGGCAAUCCUUUGGCUGACGAUGACAAUUACAAAAAGGUAGUGCUGAAUGGAAACAACUCGAAUGCAGAGAAUGAAAACUCAAGUGAUGCUGAUAAACAAAAUCAAGUGGUCAGAAAGGCCGGCAAGAUAUUAACCAUGGACUUUUUGGAAAAGGAAUUUGGGGAAUCUUUGGGACAGGAAAAUGAAUUCAAUUGGAGCGACCAUCAAUUCCAGAUGAUAGCUUUGGACAGAACUGCCUUGGACAAGUAAGAUAGGCAUAAAACAAACACUCUCUUGCAGAUUACAAAACAUAACGGCCAUUAAUUUGUCGAACAACCAUCUCCAACAUCUCUACGAACUAGUUCAUCUACACAAUCUGGUCGAUCUCGAUCUCUCCUCCAAUCAAAUUAUAUCACUUACAACUGAAAAUCUUCCAGAGGUAAAUCCUAAUAAUUUUAGAAAAUACUUCUUUAGAUCCUCCCCAAAUUAGAAGUUCUUAAUUUUUCAUCGAAUAAUCUGACUUGUCAGUCCCUGGCCAGGGUUGGAUUGGCCAAAUUACCUCAAUUAAAGCGGCUUAUUCUAAGUGGAAACAAAUUGACAAGAUUCGACGGAGAUAGUUUCGAUUUGGAACGUCUAGAAAGCCUGGAUUUGAGUGAUAAUGACAUCAAAAUUAUUAGAAAGAAGACUCUCAAGAACAUCAAGGAAAUAAGUCUCGCAAACAAUGGUCUCAAAGACUUGGAAGGCCUUAGUCUUCCCAAUGUUACAGUACUCAAUGUUUCCAAAAAUAAGUAGGAUUAUUGCUCUGUUACCCCUAGUUUUGUUUAGAAUCAGUUCUUGCGCAGCCAUGAAGAGUUUAAAGGAUAUGAAACACCUAAAAUCUUUGGACUGCUCGGAGAAUCCAGUGACGGCCAGAAGAGUUUAUAUUGAUUACAUCAAGAAACAACUACCAGGACUGGAAGAAUUGGAUUCGGAGGUUGUAAUACGAACAGUACCCGAGACAAAUAAAGAGGAAUCGAACGGAACCGAGAAACCACGAAUCCGUGCCCAUAUAAAAGCCAAUCCAAUGGCCGUUCAAAUCGCCAAUUCAAAAAGUUCGGCCGCAAAAAGAUAUAUCGAUUUCAAAUUACUCAAGUAAGAGCCAAGAAGUAAGACACGCAUUGAUUCAGAGAGAAGUCGGACGUGACUCCCGAAAUGGAUCCACAGGAUAAACAAAAUACAUUCCAAUCUCUUCAAAAGUCCCAGAGUUUAUUCAAUUUGAUGGCACCUGAAGCCACCAAUCUCAAUGUCCAAGACUUCAUCAUUUCCGGAAAGAGGUAAGGCACUUCGUGACACAGAGAAUGUAACAAGUUCAGGAUAACAAAGUAUUCUCGCGUUUACAAAAUGAAUUGA